Brachypodium distachyon (stiff brome) is the source of this 1845-nucleotide messenger RNA. Its product is annotated as berberine bridge enzyme-like 18. The transcript has a single exon. The coding region runs from base 99 to 1652 and encodes 517 amino acids. The record is from RefSeq and is a predicted model, not a curated record. Gene Ontology annotation, molecular function: oxidoreductase activity; FAD binding. Lineage: Eukaryota; Viridiplantae; Streptophyta; Magnoliopsida; Poales; Poaceae.
CCGUUUUCUCUUAGUUAUAUAGCAAACGAAACGAGCUUACGGCAAGAGCAUAAUAAGCUCCUCCGUGUCCGUGUAGUACGUAAGUGAGCCCGGCAAAAAUGGCGAUUUCCACACGCAUGGCACUCCUGCUCACGGUUUGCUGCUUCGUGCCCGUCCCGUCCUUCGCUUCCUCCGGGGGCGGCGGCUUCCUCCAGUGCCUCUCGGCGAGCCUCCCCAGGGAACUCGUCCUCUCGCAGGACUCGCCGUCGUUCGGAUCGGUCCUGUUGUCAUCCAUCAGGAACCCCAAGUUCUCCACCCCGGCGACGGUGCGCCCGCUCUGCAUCGUGACGCCCACCAACGCCUCGCACGUCCAGGCCGCCGUGCUCUGCGGCGUCCGCCACGGCGUGCGCGUCCGCGUGCGCAGCGGCGGGCACGACUACGAGGGCCUCUCGUACCGGUCCGAGCGCCCCGAGGCGUUCGCCGUGGUCGACCUGGCCCGCCUCCGCGCCGUGCGCAUCGACAGUGCCGCGGCCACCGCGUGGGUGGACUCCGGAGCCACGGUCGGGGAGCUCUACUACGCCGUGGCCAAGGCGGCGCCAGGGCUCGCGUUCCCGGCAGGCGUGUGCGCCAGCAUCGGCGUGGGCGGGCACUUGAGCGGCGGCGGGAUCGGCAUGAUGAUGCGCAAGUACGGGCUCUCCUCCGACAACGUCAUCGACGCCACGAUCGUCGACGCCCGCGGCAGGAUUCUCGACAAGGACUCCAUGGGGGAUGACCUCUUCUGGGCCAUCCGUGGCGGCGGCGGCGGGAGCUUCGGCAUCGUGCUGUCGUGGAAGGUGCGGCUCGUGCCGGUCCCACCGACAGUGACGUUCUUCAACAUCCAGAAGACCGUGGACCAGGGCGCGGUCAAAGCCGUGACCAGAUGGCAGACGGUGGCGCCCGCACUCCCCGAGGAUCUCAGCAUACGGGUGAUCGUGCAGCCACGGCAGGCCCUGUUCCAGUCCCUGUAUCUCGGCAACUGCAGCGCGCUCCUGCGGACGAUGAGCAGCGAGUUCCCCGAGCUCGGCAUGAUGCGCGCCGACUGCCGGGAGAUGACCUGGCUGCAGUCCACGGUGUACAUCAACUCCGGCGACCUCAAAACGCCGUUGGAGUCGCUCCUCAACCGGACGACCAGCCUGAGCACAUUCACCAAGAACAAGUCCGACUACGUCAAGGAAGCCAUAACAGAGGAUUCAUGGGAAGAGAUCUUCCCCUGGUUCAACAGAACUUCCGCGGGGAUCAUCAUCCUGGAGCCUCACGGCGGGAGAGUCGGCAGCAUCGCCGACGCCGACACGCCGUACCCGCACCGGAGCGGCGUCCUCUACAACAUCCAGUACGUCGCGUUCUGGACGCGCAGCGGGGCGACGGACGCGACGAACUGGAUCAGUGGCCUGUACGACUUCAUGGAGCCGCUGGUGAGCAAGGACCCGAGGGGCGCGUACGUGAACUACCGGGACCUGGACAUCGGCGAGAACACGGUGGUCGGCGGCGUCACGAGCUACGACAGCGGCAAGGUGUGGGGCGAGAAGUACUUCGGGGGGAACUUCGAGAGGCUCGCCAUCACCAAGGGGGAGGUGGACGCCGGUGACUACUUCCGGAACGAGCAGAGCGUGCCGCCGCUUGUCUCCAGGAAGUGAGCAGGACUGUCACCUGGCAAAGCUAAUUUAAGGAGAUAGGUCUGGCAGUGGUUUUUAAAGAUGGUUGGUAAUUUCAGUAAAUAGACAGACCCUUGGUCGUUAUACUAUUUGUUUCUCUUGGAACUGGUUAUAGGCGAAGUAUCCGGUGAAAACCGUUUCUAUGAUGCAAACUGUGAAAACUCCAUUGAAAAAA